Dichomitus squalens LYAD-421 SS1 is the source of this 1771-nucleotide messenger RNA. Its product is annotated as glycoside hydrolase family 61 protein. The transcript is spliced from 5 exons. NCBI's taxonomy places the organism in Eukaryota, Fungi, Basidiomycota, Agaricomycetes, Polyporales, Polyporaceae. Bases 688 to 1377 code for a protein of 229 amino acids. The record is from RefSeq and is a predicted model, not a curated record.
CGGCCAAUUAUAUCCGCGCAUACAGAUACAGAACACUAAUUUGUAGCACUGCCGCUGAGGCCUGAGGACCAAUGACUGGUCUCGCGACCGACGUCCGAUGUUCCAAUUCACCCAUCCGUCUAGACGUCGCAGAUAUUUCCAGCGCUGGCAUUCGCGUGUCCGACCAUCUGCCUGGGGCCCCACACCAACCAGAUUCGGGGAAGGUGCUUCGGUACACAUUCGGGAAAUCGGAUGGUUAUACGUCGGAAGGAGUCGACCUUGCCAUUCAUGUUGUCAUCAUUGCUGUGCAACCUCUCAGGUCAGCUGCCAUGCAUCGAACCAACAUGGAUAUCACGUUCGGAGCUCACCACCCAAUCACUCGCUGCGAAACCUGCAAAAGUAGCGCGAUAAGCAUGCCCACGUCCUCGACGACCUCGGAUAAAGGCGAUCGCGCCUCGGGUCAACUUGCUUCUAAACGGUGGCCGCGGGCUAGAAGAAGCGUGUUCGACGUUGGAUGCUAUUCUGCCGCACUCCACAACGCAAGUCGACGCUCGGAUGGCCACAUCCGCAAUGCCGUCCUCUCGUGCCGCACGGAAGGAAUGGACACCAUGCUGCACGGCGGAAAUGCGCCGCUGCAGUACCAUAUAAAAGCGCGUCGACAAGAGACGGUGCCAACCAGAACCAGAAGCCCUUCGGUCUUCCCGCAAGAUGUUCAAGUCCGUCGUCGCCCUCGUCACCCUCGCUGCUUCGGCGGCUGCCCAUUACACCUUCCCCUCGCUCGUCGUCGAUGGCACGACGACGCCAGCGUGGGUGAACGUCCGCAAGACGAACAACUUCAACACCCAGGCGCCCGUCACCGACGUCACCUCGGCCGACUUCCGCUGCUACGACUCGCAGACGGACCCGACCGCGGAGACGAUCACCGUGCAGGCCGGCCAGCCCUUGGGCAUCAUGUCCGACGGCACGAUCUACCACCCCGGCGUCGUGAACGUCUACAUGGCCAAGGCCCCCGGGGACGUGAGCAGCUUCGCCGGCGACGGCGACGUGUGGUUCAAGGUGUACCAGAUCUCGGCCGUGACCGACGGCGGGCAGAGCAUCACGUUCCCCGCCGAGGGCGUCCCUGGAGUCACCUUCACGCUCCCGGAGGCCCUGCCCAGCGGGCAGUACCUCGUCCGCAUGGAGGCGAUCGCGCUGCACGUCGCGUCGACCUACGGCGGUGCGCAGUUCUACAUCUCCUGCGGACAAGUCAACGUCGAGAACGGAGGCAGCGGCACGCCUGGUCCUCUCGUCGCCAUCCCGGGUGUCUACACCGGCUACGAGCCCGGCAUCCUCAUCAACAUUAACUACCCCAUCCCCAAGAACUACACCCAGCCCGGCCCCGCUGUCUGGUCAGGGUGAAAAGUCUCGAUCGGGUCUCUGCAGUAGCUGUAUCAAUUAUCGUCAAUGUAUCGCAACUUGUGGCAUACCCUCUGUCAAGGGCGCCCCUCAAUCCCCCGCGUGCGAACGCGAGCGUCCCCAAUCCGCAGCAUCGUGAAGCAUGAGACAUACAGAGAUGCUGUCGACGUCAACUGAAGUCGCCGGUCUGUCAGCGAUUAUCACAGCAAAUGGCGUUCGGGCCAGCGCUCCGAUAUCACCUUCGUCGAACCAAAGACCGAACAAACGUGCAUGCUUUAUCUUACCUUUGUGCAGCCGCGUACUACGAAGCUCGCGCUUAUAUGCGCCUUCUUGCAUCGCACGAGAACUCGGCCGUCCGAUCGCAGCCUCACCGUCCGGGGCUCGCUCCGUGUCCGUC